This is a messenger RNA of Penicillium diatomitis, 1362 nucleotides long. Its product is annotated as Nur1/Mug154 family protein. The record is from RefSeq and is a predicted model, not a curated record. The coding region runs from base 1 to 1362 and encodes 453 amino acids. Lineage: Eukaryota; Fungi; Ascomycota; Eurotiomycetes; Eurotiales; Aspergillaceae. The transcript has 2 exons. Gene Ontology annotation, biological process: regulation of exit from mitosis; maintenance of rDNA.
AUGCCGCGUCUCGUGCGCCGUCAACCGCUCGCGGAGCGCAUCCGGUCGUUCCUCAACCCAUGGGAUUUUCUUUUGUGGCUAUCAGAGUCUAUUGAGGGGUACGACUGGGAUCAGCUCGAGAAAGAUUGGGGUCUCACUAUUGGAGUUCUCUUGAACUUUGUCUUCCUUAUCGCACGUGCAAACAGUGGUUCAAGUGGGAGCGAAGCCAUCGAUGAUGUCUUUGGAGACAAUGACGGCGUGCCCUGGCUGAGCUGGUUUGGAUCGGCUGUCGUUCAUGUUCUCGGGCUAUUCUCCUUCGUCAACGCCAUCUACACUUUCCAAAAGAAGCGAUACUACCGAUUCUUUGAAGCGCCCAUUGAUACCGCUCCUGCGAGCUCAUCUGCUUCCCGCGUUCGGGUCGACUCAAGCCCGAUGGUAGCAACGCCUCUUCGCUAUCUUGCCAACGUAAUUUCUUCAGAAUCUGCGCACUCGCGUGCGCACCCUGACGCGCACCGCGACGUCUGGGAGCUGGCCAUGUGGGACCCGUUGCCAAUCUCCAUUCGACUGCUCUGCUUGUUCAGUCCUGGCCAUGUUUUGGUCUACUACCUCUUUCUUCCAACUCAGUUGUCGGAUCCCAGGCCUAGCGUGACUGUUGCAACAACAAUCCUCUUGACCGUCCUGCUCUCCGUUCAAAUGUCUUUCAUAUCGAGCUUCUACAAACAACAGGCGAAGGAUUCAUUACUCGUGCAUAGGGAGGUUCUGAAGGAAUAUGAUACGAAAUUCGUCCACCCCCGGACUCAACCUUUGAUGAGAGACGUCGGCACGCAAUUCACGGAAAAAAGCGACCUCGUCCCAACUUCAGGCAGCCCGAACAAGGUCGAGACUUACACUCCAACCUUCAUCGUUAACCGGGGAUUCAGAACCAGUCCCAAUCCGAAUUAUCUUAGCCAUGUUGACCCGGAAGGCCUUUCUCCACGACGCCCGAGAACUUCUACGCCUACUGCGACUUCUAUCUUCCAAACUCAGCCGUCUUUGCAAACGCCGGUCAUCUCGCGCGAAGGGACCCCCUUGGUGAGGACAGUGAAGACAAACAUGAGACAGCCGCAGUUCCGAACACAGUCAGCGAUGUCAGGUGAUGGGGGUAGCCUCGGAGUUUAUUCGCAUGCCAACUCCCCUUUGCGGAAGUCUGCAUCUACGGCAUUUGAUCGCCGUCUACAAAGUAACGGAGAUUUCUUCUAUACAGAGAGAGGGGCGAGCCCGUUAAGGAAACAGUCCAGCCCCCUCAAGCGAAGCAGCUUGGCCGGGCCAAUGGGUAGUUCAGCACCAGGACCUCAGCCAGCUAAUCAAGGUUCGACGAAUCGCCGUGAAACCGGUCGAUUCUAA